Messenger RNA from Oncorhynchus tshawytscha (Chinook salmon), 2351 nucleotides. Its product is annotated as calphotin. Gene Ontology annotation, biological process: mitochondrial ATP synthesis coupled electron transport. Bases 89 to 2170 code for a protein of 693 amino acids. The record is from RefSeq and is a predicted model, not a curated record. Gene Ontology annotation, cellular component: mitochondrion. Lineage: Eukaryota; Metazoa; Chordata; Actinopteri; Salmoniformes; Salmonidae. The transcript is spliced from 4 exons.
CCGUCCAAAUGUGCGUGCCUGGGGAGGAGCUUACAGAGCAAUAUAAUUGUUGUGUUUCCCCACGGAAAAUAAAAAACGGAGCACCAAAAUGGCGACCUCCUUACUUCGGCUAGGACGACUGGGGUCUCUCAAGGUUCUCCAGAAAGAGAGCUGGGGCCUUUUGAGGAGCUCCUCUGCCGCGGCAUUCUGCACCAAGGCUGGGGAGCCAAAGAAAGCUGUUAAGGCAACGGCUACAAUUAAGAAGGCCUCAGAAGAGGGGGCUGCACUACAAGCCUACAACACCACGGUUGCCUUCCCCGUUAAGCUUUCAGCCUCAGGACUUUCCCCAGCACAGGCUCUAGGUGAAAUUGAAUCAGUGGCUAGCCCCGUCACUGCUGAAACAAUAGUAGCCGCAGCUGCAGAACCAGCUACCUUUUCCACUUCUGCAAGCCAUGCUGACGCUAGGCCUGCUGAAACUGUUGUGGCUGAAGAAACUGCUAGUCCUGCUGUAGAUGUGGCCGCUCCAGUCAUAGAGGUGGCUAAGUCUGCCCCUGCUUCUGAGAGUGUUGCAGAGAUCACAUCCCUUGUCACAGAGGAGGCCGCAGCAUCAGAGACACCAGUAGUAGAAUCCACUACACCAGCUGCCAAGGCCGCAGUAGUCGCUGACGCUGUUGCAGAAGCUGCUCCAGUUGCUGAGGCUGUUGCCAGUGAUGCCGCCCCAGUUGAAGCAGUCGUGGCAGAGGCUCCUUCAGUUGCGGAGGCUGUCGCCGAACCUGCUCCAGUCGCUGACAUUGCUGAUCCCAUCGUCGAUUCUGCUCAACCUGUAAUUGACGCCGCCACCAAAGUCACGGAUGCUGCUCCCCCAGUUGCUGAGCCUGUCGUUGCUACCAGUGAUGAAGCUCCCGUGCCAGAAGACAUUCCAGUUUCUGCCGAUCCACCUUUAGUUGAUGCUGCACCCUCCACUGAACCUGGAGCCCCAGCCGUUGAAUCCUCAUCCAGUGAUUCUGACUCCGACUCCUCCGACUCUGACACCGACUCUGAUGAUGAGAUGUCCGAAGUGAAAUCCAAGGCAAAACCAGAAAUCCAAGCAGAAAAAAAGAAAGACGCAGAAAAGGAAGCAGUGGCUUUGGCCAGCGACUCUGAGGUGGCAGUGACGUCUGAUGCCAUCCUUGUGGCCACUGCUGAAGCUGUGCAAGAAGCUACACCUGUGCCGACUCUGAACGCAGUUCCUGAAACUGUCAAGGAAGCAGCACCAGAAGUUGUAGCCGAGGCAGCACCAGAAGUUGUAGCCGAAGCAGCACCAGAAGUUGUAGCCGAAGCAGCACCAGAAGUUGUAGCCGAAGCAGCACCAGAAGUUGUAGCCGAAGCAGCACCAGAAGUUGUAGCCGAAGCAGCACCAGAAGUUGUAGCCGAAGCAGCACCAGAAGUUGUAGCCGAAGCAGCACCAGAAGUUGUAGCCGAAGCAGCACCAGAAGUUGUAGCCGAAGCAGCACCAGAAGUCACCAAAGAAGUUCAAGCGGCCGCUCCAGAAAUUGCAAGUGCUGAGCUGGUUGACCCCACCUCUGUCCUGGAAGCCGACCCAGCGAAAGCUACCCUGGAGGUUGGCCCUGAAACUGCCCCUGCUACAAGUUUUGAGGAGCUAGUAGACUCUGCCCCUGAGAUCGCUAGUGUACCCAAAGAGAUUUUUGCAGAAGCUGCUCCAGAGGUUGAAGUGACGCCUCCAGAAGUCACCGCUGCACCAAAAGUCACUCCAAAAGUUGUACCGAAAGCGGCAGAAGAAGCAUCUGAAGCUGCCCCUGUAGAAAUUGCUGCUGAAAAACCUGUUGAACCUACGGCGGAAGAUGCACCGGCCGUUGCUAAAGCUGCCCCAGUUGAAGCCGCAGCAGAGGUGCUGGUAGACAUCGCCCCUGUAGUGGCUGGAGCCGCAGGAGAGGAGCUGAUAGACAACGCCCCUGUAAUGGCUGGAGCCGCAGGAGAGGAGCUGAUUGCAGAGGCCCUGGCUGAGGCAGAACCGAAUGAGACCUCAGAGGCUGCACCUCCAGAGUCAGCCCCCGAGCCAUUCGACAACAGCACUUAUAAGAACCUCCAGCACCACAACUACAACCACUACACCUUCGCAGACCUGGACCUGGAGAUGGCCAAGUACCGUCUGCCCCAGCCCUCCUCCGGUAGACCCUCCCCCAGGCACUGAGACCGCCUGGAAUCCAGGCCCCAUGUCCCCAGACAGCAUGUCUCUGAUCCCGCUGACCACCCCAUGUCUUUUUUUUUUUUUUUUUUUAGAAGAAUAAUGAUUUUUGCCUUGUACUUUAUGGUCCCUAAGAUGUGCUUGUAAUUCUGUUAAAAUAAAUCUAUUAUAAACUACAUAAAAUGGA